Alosa sapidissima (American shad) is the source of this 2808-nucleotide messenger RNA. RefSeq lists its product as uncharacterized. Bases 293 to 1381 code for a protein of 362 amino acids. The transcript is spliced from 9 exons. The record is from RefSeq and is a predicted model, not a curated record. Lineage: Eukaryota; Metazoa; Chordata; Actinopteri; Clupeiformes; Clupeidae.
GGAGUUCGCUUGGUCAGACUCUCUGAAAGACCGUUACUUUUUUCUUCACUCACUCACAGCAACUUUCAACAGAGGAGCUUUUGAAGUAUGAGAAACACGUGUGCAGGAAUAAUGGAAUUAUCUUUGUGAAAGAGGAGGCACAGCUAUCCAGAGAAUAAGUGCUAACAACGAAAGUACCUUGGAUCUAAUGGCUAUGAGUUUGGAAGUGUUGGACAGUCCACGGAACUUGCAAUAUCUAUGACAGCAGACAUCUUACCACUGCUGUCAUAUGUGAGGACACCACUGCUGUUGAAUGUCAGAUAUGAGAACAUCCUGUUGUCAAUUCUGCUUGCCCAAGAUUAUGAUGUCUGCCCCAACUCAACUACGUGUGAUUAUUGAAGAGACUCAAGUUCACAAGUUGACCCUACCAAAUGGAGUCCCUAGCACUUUAGAUGAACUUUUAGAAGUUGCACAGGGUCAUUUUCAACUCCAAGGGAGCUUUACUGUUAUGUACAUGGACAAAGACUUUGAUAACCAAUUCUUCACUCUAACAUCAACAGAUGUGGUUAAGGACAAAGACACAAUCAAACUAGUUAGAAUGGACGAGUCUGUGAUUCUGACAUUGACUCCCAUCAACGAGUCAGUUGCUUCCUCUCCUCCAGUGUCACUGGAUGUGUCUUUGCAGGAUGACAAUUCUGGAAUUAGCUCAGCUGACAUCAUCAUUUUACCACAGUCCCCAGAAUGCCGAUCAGAACCAUGGCCAACUAAUUUUCAGAUACCCACCUUUUCAUACGAUGUUGAAAUGCUCCUUAAUGCAGGAAAUAAGGCUUAUGAAAGUGAUGGUUCAUUCCUUCAGAAUCCAACCAUGAACUCAAGCAUACUUGAGAAACUUGCUGACACUGUGUUCUACUACACUGCUUAUCCCACUGGCCGUCAAAGACUGGCAGUUGUAGAAGCUCUGUUAAAAAAGCAUCCAUGCCUAAGGGAGCCUGAUACCUCAUUUUCAGGCAUGUAUGGGUGGCAGCAGCGUCUUACAUACAAGAUGGCUAAUUACCGUAGCAAACUGAAAAGGCUUGAAGUACCUUGUCCUGAGCUUGAUGUCAACUCAUUGAGAAGGAAACUCCCGGGUGAGCGAAAUCCUGCAAAAAAUUGCAAGAGACCGAAGAAGGCAGAGGUGAACUACCUUCCUCCACAUCCAAGUGGAGAAACAAGCGACAGUCUGGAGAUGGAAAGACAGGAACUUCUUAAUGAGGUAAAGAAGAGUAACAACACCAAGGUGAUUCAAGAGAAAAUGGCCAAAACAUUCUCGAUUCGAAGGCUUAAGAUUGUGAGUGAAAGUCCAGCUGCUGAUGACUUCAGAGAGAGAUGGCCUGCUUUGUUGACCUGUUCCAUUGGGCACUAACAAUGUUUCUAUAAUAAAUAUAAUUCCACCAUGAAUAUCUAUAAGAUCAAGGAGGAAUUCAGGAGAAUAACCACAAUGUCCCUGGAGCAGAGCUAAGGCCAAGGGAGGUGUUUCGGGACCACGCUGAGACUGUUCUUGUACAGACUAAGUCAGAGUCCUGACCUCAACCCAGGAGAACACCUUUGGGAGGAAUUAGAGCGCAGACUGAGAGACUGUCUCCUCAUCCAACAUCAGUGUGUGACCUCACAAAUGCGCUUCUGGAAGAAUGGUCAAAAAAUCCCAUAAACACACUCCUAAACCUUGUGGAGCCUUUCCAGAAGAGUUGAAGCUGUUAUAGCUGCAAAGAGUGGACUGACGUCAUAUUAAACCCUAUGGAUUAAGAAUGGGAUGUCACUUAAGUUCAUGCGCAUCAAGGCAGAACCAAAGCAUUGAGGAGAAACGUGACACUGUUAUCCGCAGCCUCAUUGUGUACCUGGGUGAGAAAGUGGAGGACCUUUUUGAAGAUUGCCAGGAGGACUGCCGCAGUGAUGCCAGGCAACAUGUCCUCAAAAUCCUGGUGGUUCAUGGUGCAGAGGAUCCAGCUGAUGUGGCCAUCGUUGUUGAAGGAAAGGAGAUGAUCGAAGGAUGUGGAUGCACCGCAAAAGCGUGCGCAUUGCUUAUGGGACUCAUUUAUGCCCUCAACCUUGCAUAUCCGCCAGCACUUCGAUACACUUUAAGUUUUCCAAAAACUUUUCUUGGAUUUGGAUGGCAUUAAGCUGUCCCCAAAAAUACAAGCUUUAAAGUUGAAAUUGCUGGCUUAAAUGCUUUCACCAGAUCACCAUCUCAACCAGUUGUUGGAAGUUUUUGUCAAAUGCUUUUGACUUCCCGUUAAGUUGUGUUAUGUUGUAUGUUGUGUGUUUGUCUUUGAGAGCAAGUUGACACAACCACAUCUUUGCAAUAUUUGCCGACAAAUUGAGUGUUUUAUCUUUGAUAUGUUGUAAUACUUGGAGACAAAAACAUUGGGUAGGAGUGGCAUUGAUUGUUAAUUUUACUAAUGGUAAAACAUACUGUCCUUUUAGGAUUCUGGUUGUGUUAGCUCUGUUGCUGUAAAACUUCACCUCUUGUUGUUGUUUUUUUUCCUUGUGAUAUUCUCAUUUAUAUUUUAUGCCUUAAACAUGGGUUAAACAUUUUGACAGGCAGUAUGUAUGGUCACCAGUGAUAUUUUAGUUAUUAAAAAAAAAUGGUGAAGAAAAGCAGUCAUUUGAAUGAGCAUUCAACAGUGUUUUAUUUUUUCAAUACAGCAAACACAUCAGUGGGUACAUGCCGUGUUGAGUUUCAGUGAUGACUGCCCACAACAUUUUUUGUUGCUCCCCGCCCCAACGUUAAGUUCAUAUAAUGUGUGAACAUUGUGAGCAUGGCUGUUCUGACAAAAUAAACAGUUAAUUGCA